UUUUUAUUUCGUUCAGAAGCGUCCACGUCUCGAUGGGUGGAGUGAGCUUCUCUUAUGCACACGUAGACUAAACCAGUACAUCAGUCCGAGAUCACACGUCAACUGAUCGCGAACCUCCCGCAUCUCUUUCGCUCCGACUUUUCUGCUUUUUCUUGAAUAAAACCCCAGCUGAAGAUGGUGGCCAAACAGAGGAUCCGCAUGGCGAAUGAGAAACACAGCAAGAACAUCACCCAGAGAGGCAACGUGUCCAAAUCUACGAGAGGCACUCAGGAAGAGAAGGCAGUGGUGGGACCGUGGCUUCUUGCCCUGUUCAUCUUUGUAGUAUGCGGAUCAGCGAUAUUCCAGAUCAUUCAGAGCAUCAGGAUGGGAAUGUGAGCGCUCAUCCUUUCCCGAACGUCACUUCGUCGUUCCCCUUCUCUUAUUUAAUCUGUAUUUCACCGCAGCGCCGGUCUCCUGUGCCUUACUCAAAAAGCUGGAGGAACAUUUAUCUUCUGAAACAUUCCAAUCUGGGACCUCCGUCAAUAUCGCUGCUGGGUCCAAGGCAAUAAACUCAAACUCAAAUGACUGUUUGAACUUUUUCUGUGGAAAAAAAAAAACACACACACACACGUUUGUUUAAAUGAAAUGUUGCAUUGAAUUUUCUAUGUUUUAGGUUUUGGACCAGUUCGUGUUAAUUGUUAACAUUAUUUGGUACUAUGCACCUUUAUUGGAUUUUCCUCUACAUUUAGAGCUGAAUUCGUGUUCUUUGACUGAUCGUGCAAGGAAAGGAAGGUCUGUGUAUGUGUAGAGAACAUGAAAAAAUAAUAAAAAAAUGACUUUUAA
Messenger RNA from Puntigrus tetrazona (Sumatra barb), 822 nucleotides. It is a transcript of the gene serp1, whose product is annotated as stress-associated endoplasmic reticulum protein 1. The coding region runs from base 175 to 375 and encodes 66 amino acids. NCBI's taxonomy places the organism in Eukaryota, Metazoa, Chordata, Actinopteri, Cypriniformes, Cyprinidae. The transcript is spliced from 3 exons. The record is from RefSeq and is a predicted model, not a curated record. Gene Ontology annotation, cellular component: endoplasmic reticulum. Gene Ontology annotation, biological process: endoplasmic reticulum unfolded protein response.